Molecule: messenger RNA, 900 nt
Organism: Striga hermonthica
Lineage: Eukaryota; Viridiplantae; Streptophyta; Magnoliopsida; Lamiales; Orobanchaceae
Source: the annotation of a GenBank genome assembly
AUGAUCAAAGGCGGCAAAUCAUCCGUGUUAACAUUCGCCGACAAAUGCAAGAGCAUACUGGCUUCCAAUUGGCAAGGUAGCCUUAACACCGUCAAAGCCGACGCUCAAGGAAGUAAGGAGGAGAUUUACACUUCAAAAGUUAAGUAUUUUGUGAAGAAAGGAAGGCCCUAUAUUUGGGUGCCUGAGAAGGAUUUGCAUAAUGUGAACACUAUUAUUGAUGAGCGUGGUUCAUUUGCUGUGACUAGUCCCUUUCCAGGCCAACUUGCACGUAUACUUAAAUCGAUAAAAAAGCUACCAGCUCGGGUUGCUAUGCUAGGGGACGUUGUGCGUCUUGAAGAUGAAAAGGUUGAGUUGGCGGCUGAAAGCCUUAGGGAUGCUUUAUUAGCAGAGCAAAGAAUUCUUGAAGAGUCGAGCUAUUCGGUUACUGGAAUACUGAAUUCUUCUUAUCCUAGUUUGACUUCCCGGAGUGCGAAUCUCCAGGAUUUACUCCAGGGCGAAAAACAACAUUCUGUAUACAGGUUCAAUAUAAGUUCGUGCAUGUAUAUUGACCGCAAUGGUGGAGCACAUGAAGUUAAUCCUAAGGACAUCGAAAAGACUAAGGCUGAUCCACUAUCUUCAUUCUCGAUGAGCUUGAUAGAUGGAGUUAAUCAAAAUGAGAUGAGGCGUCGAGCUCUAGUCCUUUUGUGCAUCACAUUCUUGAAUGAAAAUGCAAAGGAUGCUUUUCUACUUUCAAUAGAUAGGAAGGGAUUUGAUGUGCUGGUAAAAAUGAAGAAUGGGGGAUGGAAGGAGUUACGGUUCACAUUCAAAGAGGACGCACGUGAUGUGCAUAUGUUCUGUCAGAAGCUUCUAGAAAUGGAAGAGGAAGCCCUUAAGAAUAUCUCAAAUUUCAGUGGUUUAUGA